CAUCCCCAUCCCUCCAACUCAAUCCCAAACCACCCUAACCACGCCCAUCACGUCAAUUGCAACCCAGCACCUCCAACCACCCCCUAUUCCUACCCACCAUACAAUGCGCCACCCCUAACAACCAUCCACCACCACCACCACCACCAAAAUGCGUCUCGCCCACCUACACUACCCCGACAUCGUCUCCUUCACACGGGUGGCCAACCUCCAACAAACCCUGACGAGCCGACUCCUCGCGCACAAGAAACACCUUACGCCCCAAGCCCCGGACCCCACGAUCAUAACCUUCACCCCAAACCCAGUGUACACGACCGGACGCCGCGACCUACCACCCUCAAACACCUGCCCCAACGCCGACGCCAACGCCAACACCAACAAAACCAACACGCUCUCUCUCCCGCCAUCCCUCGAACCCAUUCGUCGCCUCCUCACCCCGCCAUCUCUUUCGACCAGCACCCCACCCCCCCAUGACCAUGACCCCACCAACCCGCUAGCAGAAUACCACCCGACCCUCCGCGGCGGCCAAACAACCUACCACGGCCCGGGCCAAAUGGUCGGCUACACGAUCCUCGACCUCCGACGUCUGGGCCUCACCCCACGGUGCCAUAUCCGAUUGCUCGAGAACAGCGUCAUCGAUGUACUCCGCGGCUAUGGGGUGAUGGGUCAGGUUACUGAGGAUCCGGGGGUUUGGGUGUCUCCAUCUCCUUCAACCGCCACCUCAACGUCCAGCUCAGCCCCGAAGAAAAUCACCGCGGUCGGCGUGCACCUCCGGCGGAACAUCAGCAGCUACGGGGUGGGAUUCAACGUGACGCGGGAGCCGAUGUGGUGGCUGCAGCAGAUCGUGGCGUGUGGGCUGGAGGGGCGGGAGGCGACGAGUUUGGAGGGGGAGGGGGUGCAGGGGGUGAGUGUUGAGGAGGUGGCGGGGAGGUUUGUGGAUGCGUUUGUGGCGAGGGUGAAUGCGGAUUUUGCGUGUGGGGAGAAGGAGGGGGCGGGGGCGAGGGGGGAGGGGAUUGAGGGGGUUUAUAGGGUUGAGGAGGAGGAACUUUUG
This is a messenger RNA of Aspergillus heteromorphus CBS 117.55, 1048 nucleotides long. RefSeq names its product lipoyl(octanoyl) transferase LIP2. Gene Ontology annotation, biological process: protein lipoylation. NCBI's taxonomy places the organism in Eukaryota, Fungi, Ascomycota, Eurotiomycetes, Eurotiales, Aspergillaceae. Gene Ontology annotation, cellular component: mitochondrion. Gene Ontology annotation, molecular function: lipoyl(octanoyl) transferase activity. The annotation marks the transcript as partial. The record is from RefSeq and is a predicted model, not a curated record. The transcript has a single exon.